AUGGAGGUUGAUGAUGUUGUUUCAUGGAACUCCAUGAUAGUUGGGUGUGCGAGGCAUGGGUUUGAAGAUGAAGCUCUCCUUUUGUUCAAAAAAAUGCAUGCGAGAAAUAUGAAGAUUGAUAAUUAUACAUUUCCAUCUGUCCUAAAUUGUUGCAUAAUGGGCAGUAUAGAUGCAAAGUCUGUUCACUGUUUGGCAAUCAAGUGCGGAUUUGAGAAUUAUCAGCUUGUUGGCAAUGCCCUUGUUGACAUGUAUGCCAAAAUUGGAGACUUGAAUUGUGCAUAUGUGGUGUUCAAUCAAAUGCAGGAGAAGGACGUUGUCUCAUGGACUUCCCUUGUGACUGGUUAUGCGCACAAUGGAUCCCAUGAAGAAUCCCUGAAGAUGUUUUCUGACAUGAGAAUUGUUGGAAUAAAACCUGACCAGUUUGUUGUUGCUAGUGUUCUGAGUGCCUGUGCAGAACUGACUGUUCUAGAAUUUGGGAAACAAGUGCAUUCAGAUUUUAUUAAAUCUGGCCUUCAAUCAUCACUGUCGGUAGAAAACUCACUUGUGGCCUUGUACGCAAAAUGUGGAUGCUUAGAUGAUGCCAAUUGCAUAUUUGACUCUAUGCAAACACGGGAUGUAGUUACUUGGACAGCUCUUAUUGUUGGUUAUGCACAAAACGGUAAAGGAAUGGACUCUUUGAUGUUUUAUAAUGCAAUGAUUUCAAGUGGCACAAAACCAGAUUUUAUCACAUUUAUUGGUUUAUUAUUUGCUUGUAGCCAUGCUGGACUUGUAAACGAUGGUCGCAUGUACUUCCAACAAAUGAAUAAGGUUUAUGGAAUAAAACCUGGUCCUCCACACUAUGCCUGCAUGAUUGAUCUCUACGGGCGUUCAGGAAUGCUUAAUGAGGCUAAAGAAUUGUUAAAUAAAAUGGAUGUCAAACCAGAUGCAACUGUGUGGAAGGCACUGCUUGCUGCGUGUAGAGUUCAUGGAGACAUAGAAUUGGGACAGAUGGCAGCCCAAAACCUUUUUGAGUUGGAACCCAUGAAUGCUAUGCCUUAUGUUCUGUUGUCUAACAUGUAUUCUGCUGCUCACAAAUGGGAUGAUGCUGCAAAAAUUCGGAAGUUGAUGAAAUCAAAGGGAAUAGUUAAAGAGCCAGGGUGCAGUUGGGUUGAGGUAAACAGCAGAAUUCAUAUCUUCCUAUCUGAAGACAGAGGGCAUCCUAGAACGGUUGAGAUAUAUGCCAAAAUAGAUGAAAUAAUAAUAAGAAUCAAGGAGGCUGGCUAUGUUCCAGAUAUGAAUUUUGCUUUGCAUGACAUGGAGAGGGAGGGAAAGGAGAUUGGGCUUGCUUAUCACAGUGAGAAGCUGGCUGUUGCUUUUGGACUUAUUGCUUCACCAGCAGGUGCACCAAUUCGAAUUUUUAAGAAUAUCCGAGUUUGUGGGGAUUGCCAUACUGCUAUGAAAUACAUAUCAAGAGUCUUCCUUUGUCAUAUCGUUUUGAGGGAUUCAAAUUGUUUUCAUCAUUUUAAAGAAGGACAAUGCUCUUGUGGAGAUUAUUGGUAG
Neltuma alba is the source of this 1539-nucleotide messenger RNA. Its product is annotated as putative pentatricopeptide repeat-containing protein At1g68930. Gene Ontology annotation, molecular function: zinc ion binding; RNA binding; protein binding. NCBI's taxonomy places the organism in Eukaryota, Viridiplantae, Streptophyta, Magnoliopsida, Fabales, Fabaceae. Gene Ontology annotation, biological process: RNA modification. The record is from RefSeq and is a predicted model, not a curated record. The coding region runs from base 1 to 1539 and encodes 512 amino acids. The transcript has a single exon.